Drosophila innubila is the source of this 1709-nucleotide messenger RNA. RefSeq names its product leucine-rich repeat-containing protein 59. Bases 145 to 1155 code for a protein of 336 amino acids. NCBI's taxonomy places the organism in Eukaryota, Metazoa, Arthropoda, Insecta, Diptera, Drosophilidae. The record is from RefSeq and is a predicted model, not a curated record. Gene Ontology annotation, molecular function: protein binding. The transcript is spliced from 4 exons.
GGCAACACUGGAUGAGCGGCUUUUGGCGAGUGCAGCUGUGUUUUGGUUUUUCAUUUCGAAUAAGUUGGCAUUCAAAAUUGUGUCGGACAUUCGUAUAUUAGUUACAAAAGUAGAAUACAAAUUAACACAAAAUACACAGCAAAUAUGCCAAAAGGCGUAGACAAAGUCAAAGUGAAUGUGAAGGAGCGUGUCAAGGACGAACACUGCGAUCUCAGCUUGUCCGAGCUGACUGAAAUCCCAGUGCGUGAAAUUGCUUCGUUCAAGCGCGUUACCUUUCUGGAUCUGUCCAGCAAUCGUCUGGUCACACUUGGCCGCAACUUUACAACACUGACACGUUUAGUGAAGCUCGAUCUGAGCAAGAAUCAAAUACGCUCCUUACCCGACGACUUUGGCCAGUUGGAGCAUCUGCGUCAUUUGGAUUUGUACAACAACAGCUUGGAGCAUUUGCCAUUGAGUUUCGGACGCUUGAGUCGCUUGCGCUAUUUGGACUUGAAGGGCAAUCCUUUGACACCGGCCUGGGAGAAAAUUGUGGGUCGCUGCUCGACGUUGAAGGACUGCCAACAGGCGGCCAAGAAUACUGUCAACGUUUGUGUAAACUACAAGUCGGAAUUCAUUGAGCGAGAACGUCAACAGCAAGUGAAUACGGCACAAAUGGCCGGAGCCGGUGAUGGCGAUGGCAGCACCAGCUCCAACUCCAAUCACAGCGCUGUACUAAAGGCCAAUGGCGCUGCUGAGGCCAACAAGAAGACCAACAAGGCAAACAAAAAGUCAAACAAGUCAAAAAAGGCAGCAGGAGCUGCUGCAGAAAAUGAACUGACCAUUAAACCCGUAAGCACUGUAGCCAACACCAAAGCCACAAAUCAAAAGAACAAUCAAAAGAAGAAGUCAACAACAACAACAACAACAAAUUCAAGCAGCUGGUUUACUUCCCUAUCGGGUGUUGCCUUCUCCUCCCUGAUGACCUUUAUGCUGCUCUUUCUGCUCAAUGUGCUGAUUAUCUAUAUGAUUAUGUUUAAGAAUCCAGAUAUUGCCGACAAGCUGGUCGAAUAUAUACCACAUCAGUAUCGCGAUUGGAUCUUGACCAAAACGGAAAUCUUUCGAUUGCGUGUUACCGAUUGGAUCUCGGAGUUUCGUACUCCGCCCGAGGAGCACUGACGAUUCAUUUAUUUGAAGCCAUAGAUCGAGCGCUCGGCUUCAAAUAGGGCAACUAAAUUUCUUUCGGAUAUAUAGCGCGUGUGUGGAAUUCAAAUUGAUAAUGUGUAGACCAACCGAUUUUUGGAUAUAUGUAACCCAAAUGUGUACUGCCAUAUAUACAACUAUAUGUAUAUUUAAGUAUUUACGUCCAUUGGCAAGAAAUUUUUACCACACAUCAAUCACACAAACUACUCUCAGUCAAUCAAUCAAUCAAUCACACUCUCAACUAAACGUUACAAUAGAUCAAAACUGAAACUCAAACUCAAUAGUAACUGAAUUGCAGUUCCAAACUGAAAAUAAAAACAAACACACAUAUAGAAACUACAGACACAGUCAACGUGCUUCACACGAUUCAUAUACAACACUCAUCUCAAGUAUUAUAUCUAAAUAUAUACAUAAUUUAACAGACUCAUCGAUAAUACUAAUAACUCUGUAACCGAUCACAAAUGCAUUCUGUAAGAAUUUCUUGUGCAAUUUAUAGCAUUUUAUUUAAAUAAUAUAUCCAACUAAAGUUA